CAAUGAAGUGCAUGUCCGGGUUAAAGGUUGUUAUUCACCUAACCCAGCGUGAAACUGGCUCUUGAAUGUUAAAUUAAAGAAGUGUCAAACUGUCAAAGUCAAAGAGCUCCCAGAAAGAUGCUUUUUGUUUUGGUGUGAAUAAAAACAAUUUAAAAUGCAAGAAGAUAGUGAAAACGACCCAGAUGGGGUAACGUCUCCAUCCCCAACAGAAGGUAAUUUCUGUUCAGGCUGCCUUAAUCUUCUUGAUGAUGAAGAGUUCAUCUCCGCCUUGGGUCAGGAGUGGCAUAUGGACUGUUUUCGAUGCUCUGCCUGUGAUGCUGCCCUAUCAAAUUGGUAUUUUGAAAAAGAUGGUCUCUUAUUUUGUAAAGAUGACUAUUGGAGCCGGUAUGGGGAGGCUUGUCAACAGUGCAGUCAGGUUAUAACAGGUCCAGUAAUGGUUGCAGGAGAACACAAAUUUCACCCAGAAUGUUUUUGUUGCGGCUCCUGCGGGGCUUUUAUCGGAGAUGGCGAUUCUUAUGCUUUGGUCGAAAGAUCCAAACUUUAUUGUGGACGUUGUUACAAAAGGCAAAUGCAACCGUUGCAAAAAACAGCCAGAUUUCCUUUUGCCAGGAAGCCUCAUUCUAUCAGGUUGGUAGAAGUGCCUCGAGGACAAAAGGGCAUUAAACUGUCUAGAGAUGUAAUGCUAUCAGAAAAUAGCCAGUGUUUUACUAUAUCUGAGUUAAUAUGGAAACUACAAGGGAAACUUCUGCAGGUGGCUUUUGCAUUAUUAACUUCAGCUUUUAACCUUUGCUGCUUUAAGAUUCCUUUUUAUAGGCUGGACGUGAACAAUGACUUAAUGUCUCUCCAUAUCGGAGAUAAAAUAUUAGAAAUUAAUGGCAUGCCAGUGAAAGACACCCCGAUCGAAAACGUUGAAAACCUCUUAAGAUACUCUGAUACGGUUUUACAACUCACAAUUGAACACGAUCCAGACUCAGUGUCUCGCAGAAUCUCCCAAUUGACUAAUUUGUCCCCAAACAGUCCCUUGACCACAACCAAGAGUGACACCAACAUUCCAGUCAAUAAAAACAUUCCGUUAGACCUAAAGUCUUUUGGGUCAAACGAUUCUGUUCAUAAUGAAACCGCUAAGAGUAACGAAAAUGUCACUUUGGAGGGUGGAAAGGAAAAUAAUAAGGGACAUGUCCGGGGCGAAAACAAGGAGCGACUCUAUAAGAGGAAAGAUGAGGGUUACAUGAGCGGUACCAGAUCCAGACAAUUGAGGCGCAAGAAUCAUUUGGCCGAUAAAGAUCCUACUUUAGAUAAAGAAAGGAGCUCUUCUAUGAGUAGAUUACUUGAUGAAGCUCCAAACUCAAAACGAUGCCUUGAACUGUCGCGAGCUUAUUCGUUCCUGGAAUCCAGGCCUCCCCAAAGGGUGUUUAGGGCUUCGGAUUUGGUCAAGGGUGAACUGCUCGGGCAAGGGUUUUUCGGGCAGGUUUUUAAGGUGACAACCAAGGAUACCUCAGAGGUGAUGGUGCUAAAAGAAUUGUACAGGGUGGACGAGGAAGCACAGAAAAAUUUCCUUAAAGAAGUUGCUGUACUAAGGUCCUUACACCACAAUAACGUGUUAAAGUUUAUCGGGGUACUUUAUAAGGAACAGAAAUUGCAUUUAGUUACUGAAUAUAUUUCUGGUGGUACUUUAACGGAACUCCUGCAUGACUCCUCGCAGCCCCUUCCGUGGGAGCAAAGGGUUUCGUUUGCCAAAGAUAUUGCCGCUGGAAUGGCCUAUUUGCAUUCCAUGAAUAUUAUUCAUAGGGAUCUAAAUUCACACAAUUGCUUAGUGCGAGAAGACAAAACUGUGAUAGUAGCCGAUUUCGGCUUAGCUAGGAUAAUUUCUCAGGCCACAAGCAGCCUUAGAAGAUCCCCAAAAGGUAAAUUAUCGACAACGAUUAAAGUUUUACAGUGUAUAAAAACGUAUUUUGUUGCAAUAGGUACGAGAAACAGACACGAGCGUAAAAAACGCUACACAGUAGUCGGUAACCCUUACUGGAUGGCCCCGGAAAUGAUGAAAGGCAACAAAUACGACGAGAAAGUCGACGUGUUCAGUUUUGGCAUCAUUUUGUGUGAGAUUAUCGGUCGGGUCCAAGCUGACCCGGAUUUCUUGCCCAGAUCCAACGAUUUCGGUUUAAAUCAGGUGCAAUUCAAGGAUAAAUUUUGCCAGAAUUGUCCGGAGCCUUUUUAUAAAAUUGUGUUUUUAUGUACCGAUCUGAAUCCGGAUAAAAGGCCUCCCUUUGAGGUGAUGGAGGUGUGGCUGGAGUCGCUCUCGAUGCAUUUGGCUGUGGGGAUGCCUUUGCCUCCCGACUUACUUUUUGAUAUUCAACAUUAUAGGGGUUUGAGUCCCAGCAGUUCUGGCAGUACUACACCCGAAGGUAUUCCAUCGGGACACCGUAGUCCUGCCCUAGAACCGAUCACCGAGGGCAAACCAGCGGAUAUAGUACAAAAGUCCCAACCGGAAAAGAAACUGUUAACUAUAGACCAUAUAAAGCCGAUCAUAAAAGUGUCCUCGGCCGAAAACAUUCCUAAUAAAGGGGAAAAAUUACUGAAGCCGAUUAUUAAAGUCUCUAGCGCGGACAGUAUAGACGAUAACUGUGAUACUAACCUUAAGAUGAAGCAUUUUGAUUGUAGACCGAACUUAUUCGACGCUAGUACAAAUAUCCAACCCGCUUGUCCAACUUAUGAAAAUUUAGAAUUUUUAAGGAACGAUAAAGUGUUCAGUAAGGAUAACGAAAAGGCGGUUUGUACGAAAAAUCUUGUCCAGUUCAAGCCAAAACCUCAGGAGAAUAAUUUAAAAACAAAUAGAUUUAACGUGGAUUUGAGAGUGGUACCUAAAAACUUUACCAGGAACCGUUUUGCCAAAGAAGAAGAACCCAAACAGAAAACCGUUUUAUUAGCGAAGCAAAGCAACUUACCUAAAGUAAACAAUUUAAGCUUGGAUAGCAUGAACGCAGCCACGAGUCCUGUAACGGAAAAAUUCUUUUACAGCAAACAAAAUAACGAGACAAACGAAUUGAGAAAAAACAUGUUUUCGUCAGAAUUUUCAAGAAACCUUCCUGAAAGAUACAGUUUACCUAGAAGAAGGUACACUAGGGACUGUGACGACGGUCCCGUAUUAAGACGCACCCCUCUACUUCAACGCAAAGCUACUGCAAACAAUGAACCUUCAGCGAAAUUCGAAGAACCCUCAGGAAUCCUAGCGAAGGUGCUCCGAAGAACCCCGAAACUUCAAAGGAAAAUCUCAGAAGACUCCGAACUGAAAUCCCCACAAAUAAUCCUGAAUAAAACUCCCUCGCCAUCAACCAGUGGCUUCAAAUGUGCGAGCAGUAACGUGGUGAGGAAUAUCGUGGAUAGUUUUAAUAAGAAAAGUGGCGGGUUAAGUUUCGGUAACAGGGGCGGGUACGGGAGGAGUUCUCUACAGAUCAGUGGCAGUCCGAAAGUUAAUUUGAAAGGGGUAAGGGGUGGGUUGGAUAACGAAUUUACUCCUCUAUAGUAACUCUAUAUGGUAAGUUAUGUAUGUGUCUUGGAACUUUCAAGGUAAAUAGAGUGCUCUCUAUAGUAAUUUUUAGUAUUAUGGCGAUUUUUUAAUGUAGCCCAUUGAAAGUGGAAAUUAACCGCAUAAUAAUUAAGGGCAAACCAUUUUUCGACACAGUUUUGUGAUUCUUGUGCCUGAGAUGCUUAAUCCGAGUUUCCAACUAAAAUGUUGUGAGAAUCAUUUAUUCUUCUUAGUUUAUUUAAUUGUUUCUUAAUAGUUGCAUAAUGUUUUAAUGUACAAUCAAUUUUAAAGCGGCUCCAGUAUGGUGGAAAAUUAUAAAGUCAACAUAGACUUAUAUGAUUAUAAGAUCUAAUCAUGUAAGAUCUAUGUCUAGGUGGUUCUGAUAUACCCCGUUUAAAUAUUGAUUAUAUUUUUUAUACAGUGUGUUAAGGGUCCGAUUUCCGUUACUUUACCCACGUGUUGUACGUCCAAUUUUAUCGACAAAAAAAAACAAUAAAUGGGGGCCGCACUCUUCACCUCUCUGAAUGAGGGCGUUAAUGUCAACGUUUUAUUUUUCGAAUUUUUACGAGUUCACUGAAACUCAUUUUUCUGGGCCUGGUUUUUAAGGUUAAAGCAUAAUAACUGAAACAAUGCCCUUUACCACAUUUUUCGUCAAAAUAAGUUUUUCGUUUAUUUUUUCAAUUUUUUUUCCUUUAAUUAUCAACGUUUUGGCUUAUAUUAGGCCUUCUUCAGAGCAAACAGAAAAAUCAAAGCUUUUUCGUUAAAUUGCGAUAAAUGGAACAUAGCUGUGUCAAAUGAAUGCAUUUGGUUUAUUGAGGAUAUAUACCUGUUGUGUGUAAAUAAUAAUAUUUCGUUUAUUAAUUUGAGUAAUUUCUUAGUAAACGUAGUUUUAAAACCUGGUAAGUUUAAUCACCUUUAAAAUAAGACCACUUUUAUGCAUGUGCAGGGCAGUAUUAAAAGUAUCGGAAAUCGAACACACUAUUAUAAUAAAAAAUUAUUUGAGUAUAUUUCCUGUUUUUUGACAGUAAACUAGUGCAACAUCUUCUCAUUUCUUUUGGGGACAUUGAUGGCUGUUUUCGUGCAUCUUCAUUGUUGCACUUCUUUGAUGACGUUUUCAUUUUAAAAUCUGUAGUUAGCUUUGAAUUGUCUCUCUUCUCAUAAAGGUAGUCUCAACUCUUCCAAGAAAAAACGUCGCUUCAUCUAUCGAUCCACAUGAUUGUUUGCAUUAAAAAUUACCAGAACAUUAAUUGGAGACUACAGGGGAAGAACGAUCUAAGUCACAUUUUUAUAUUUUUGAGAAAAACGAAUUUGAAAAAAAAAAUAAUUGAAGAUUCCUUCUCUUCGGUGUACCGAGAAACGAUCCAAGUCCACAAGAAUUAGGUUUGAACGCCGCUAUAACAAGAAUACAACAUUACUAAGGACCUUAAUAUUUGACCGUUGUAGCUUACCUUCAUUCCGAAGUAGCGCGUCAUGUUUGGCACGGACAUUAUAAUAGACAUUGGUAUUGAUAGUUACUUUUGCUGAAAAAGAAAUGACCUUAUUAAUAGUAGAAAAUAUAUAUCCUAUUAUUAGCAUGAUAAGGCAAAUUAGUGUAGUAGAUUUGUGACGUUACAUCUAUAAACUUCUCAAGUUCCUGCAGUUGCUCAUACUUCAACUUGGGUAUAGGAAUGAGGCCAUUGUAAAGUUUGUCCGGUGUUGCAGCCGCUAUGCCUGGCCUUGGGGGUAUUAGAACAAUACUUGACAUAGCUCCAUUGUAACUUUCUCGCAUUUGAAUUGUUCGUGGAUGUUGAUGGCUUAUUAUUAAUUCUUUUAUUGGCCUAGUUGAAAAUGGACAGGUUUUUUUAUAUUGAGGGGUGAAAAAUUUUGUACAUGCAUGGAAAAUGUCUGUAGUACACUCAAUAACAUUAAAUGGCAUUGGUUUAACCCUGGCACUUUUAAAAACCUCGACCCAUUGGGAUGGAACUUCAACUCUUGGUUUCUGUUUGAUGAGAGCAAAGUCUUUAUCGCACUCUAAGUACGAGUGCCCCCGAAUUGGAAAUGUAAUUUUGAUUUUAUCAAACCUACCUUCUUUAUGGACCAUAUGAGGCGUAUAAUGGUGAAAUUCUUAUUUUGGCCUGCGCAUGAGUCGCAAAAUAUUUCCAAACAUCUAACAGUUUGUCCUAGAAUAUCUUCAUCAGCACCUUUCUUGGCAAUAGUCUCAGGGUAUGUAUAAAAAACAGCCUCAUUGGUUGAGAGCUUAUGAAUAUUAUAACUGACAAAGGUCAAUUGCCUUUUGUAGUAUAUACAUCAUUGGUAGUGAUGUUGGGUGUAGGAAGAUUUUUGGAAAAGUCCAUGGUUAUAGCUUCAAUUGACUCAUUUUUUCUGGACUGUAUUUUAGCUUGUCGCUUUCUAGUAUAGAAAGUAGCUGCUUUAAGUUUAUGCAAUUUAUUUAAAUUUUCCAAACCUUUAAUUUCAUUUUGUAAUUCCAACUGUGCUUCGUUUUCGAUAGUGAGUAGUGACUUCAUUUUAACUAUGUGUUCAUCACACACACUACACGUAUCGGAGCGAGGAUACCCGAAACUAAUAUUAAAAUCUUUGACGAAAAUUUGUCUGUAUGCUUCAUAACUUAUUGGGUCAUUGGGGAAUUUGUCGCCGUUCAUUUUGUGCAUUUUCUUAACGUUGAGCUUUUCAGGAAGGUACAUCUUUGAUGAUUUUUUAAGGCUAUAAUGUGACCUCCUACUUUUAAAAGAUUUUAUGUGGUUACGCACAUUUUCGAUUAACUGAGAGCUCAAUCGGUGAGGGCGAUUCUGAUGUUUCCCUCUCAUAUCAGCAAAACAAUAACCGCCUUUCUUUAGGCAGUCUUUCAUAGUCAUAAUACGGCGAUUGGUAAUCCCGUGUUACGAUAUAAAAGCUUUUUGACAUAGCUCAAUUUCUUCCAUCAUGCCGCCCUCGCAAUCUAGUUUAAUUCUUACUUUAAACGUGUAGGAGUUAUCUCUAAGCCUUGCUGUGUUCUCGUUUUGUCUAGGUCUUCUUCUACUAACAUUCUUAAUCCCGAUUAAGUCGCAUAAAUGGCUGUUUUGACUAUUUCUAUUUUCUAAGCUAUUAAAGUUUUGAAUGAUUUUUCACCUUUUUUCAGCGAAUAUAACCUCAAAACAACGAAAUCUAUUGCAGCCACAUACAUCACUUACACGUCCAAGCUUUAGUCUUUUUUUACUGUUUUUCAAAACACUUAAAUGUAUAUCACUGUCACGGAUGUUAUCAUCGGAUGUUACUGCAAAAUUAUCUUUUUCAUGAUAUCUUAGAGUUCAUUAAAAUUGGUUAAGAAUUAUACAGGAUAUAGUGAUUUAAAUACGACAAUAUUCAUUUGUUUCCCCCACUCUUAGUACUGAUCCAGUAAAAUUUUGGAUUAAACCGAUUUCAUAGAAAAUUUACUCAGCUUUCCAAUGGCGUUAUCAAGUAAUUUUGGCCAAAUUUUAAUUUUUCUUGACUAUUUCUCCUUGAUUGCCAUUUUCUGUUAUGAUUUUUUUUUCCUAAUUGGCGAAGGUCAAAGGUGCUUGAUUCAGCGUGACAGGGUGUCCCACUUAAAAUGGAUACAAGCCCAUAUCUUGGUUGUUUGUUGGCGUACAUUUUGCCCAGGGUAAGAAGUGCAAUACCUCAUAGACGUACGUUUUAAUAGGGUUUGAUAUUUUUCGAUUUAAGAGUAAACUACCUUUAGGACACUAUUUAUUUUAAAACUGUUAUACAGAUUUGAAAUAUAUACAGCCUCCUACCAUAAAUGAAAAAGAUCGCUCAACGAACAACCAAAAUAGUGGCUAGUAUCUACAAGUGGCGUUGCUGACUUGUAGAUACCGCGAUAACCACAAUGAAAUAUUCAAGUUAGUUGUAUAUUAAAAAAUUCUAAAUAUAUAUGCGGCAAAAACUAAAUAAACCAAUAAGAAUAAUAUUUUAGACGCUUAUAUCUUAGUCGGAAAACUGGUAUUUUGCAUCUCAAAAAGACGUUGACGUUGCGUGCCCUAAUUUGUUGACAUAUUAUUUAAGGUCAAUGAGGUAUUGAGUAUUUAGGAUAUUUUUUAAUAAGAUUUGCAUAAAGUAAAACUGAAAUCUCAAUUUUAAAAGUGUGGAGUUUUUUUUUAAGUUAUUGCCUGCUUUUCGGUAUUUUUUCAGAAUCAGAAAAGUAAAAGUAAGGUUUCGGCACUAUAAUUUACAUGAAAACUUAACCAGGAAAAUUACAUGUAAUUAGAAUAUUGAAAAAUAAGUCCACUUCUAAUAUAUUGGGCUAGUUUACUUACCGAUAUUUGAUUAUUGUAUUAAAGUAAAAAGAACAUAGUAAUUUUAUUGUGAGAACAUAAAUCUAUGAUGGGUGGACAACGCAUUUCAACAUUUAAGUGCUGACGAUCUUACGAAUUUAAGUAUUAUUUAUGGACAUUUAUAGUUUUUUUAUAAAAUAAAUUAUAUUUCAGUAUGAAAGUAUAUGAGUUAUACGAUGGAAUUUACAAUGAGGAUAAGCAGAUAUUGCUUAAAUCAAAAGAAUGGUAUUUGGUGGCAUCACUUUUUUUGGCUAACGUUUUAUCAUUUUGCAUGUGUGCUUUGUCUGUAUCACUAAGAUGAUUAUCUAUUUCCGUUUUUAUAUUUUCUUUGUAAUUCUCAUAGGUCUCUUCAACCACUUUUAUCUGCAUAUGUAAGAUGUAUCAUUUAUGACAUGUUCGGCUUUAAAAGUCGACUUCAGCUUUAAAAUUUCAUCAUACAAUUUUUUUAGCGUCAAACUUGGAGACAGAUACUUUUCGUGGUUCGUCCUUGUGUAAUGUGAUUCGUAAAGAGAAAAGGAUUUAAUGUGAUCAAUUGCUUCUUGCACUCUUUAAGAGUUUGCUAAAGUACUUAUUUUUUGGUUCAUGGUGACCUCUGUAAGCCUUCACAAUUCCGGAUAUUGUGCAUUGAUAGUUUUGAAGAGAAGGGUAACAAUUAUUUGUGUUUCAUCUAACACUUUCAUGAAGCAUCCUUGAACAACUUUAUUUUCCUUCAAUUUUAAAAUAAAAGGAAUAACUAAUAUUGCGAUUCCUUGAUUUAUCUCCACUUUCAAGUCUCUAAGAGUGAAGAACUUUACUUAAAGAAAGCUACCUUCGGGGAUUUUUCUAAUACAUUUCAUUCGAGAAUUUGAAAGAGAGAUUUUAAUUUUUCUUUUGAAAUAUAAACAUAUUAUUGCCAAUAUUGACAAAUAAAGUUACCUUUACUAAACUAUAAAAGAAAGUAAAUGUAACCUUUAGUAAAUUAUGAUGACAUUGCAUCUUCUUCCUAAAAAAAAAAUAAAUAUUAUUAAAAGUACAAUCCUACUAAACCAAAAAAAAUAUAUAUUCUACUGGAAGCCAGGACAGAUGAGCUACUCCUGAAAGUUGUAAUAAUUUUUUAGAAACACAAAAGCACAAAAAAUAAUACUACUUUAAUAAAACAAUAAAAUUAACUUCACCUUUCAUGUUCAAUUAGUUAUAAUACUUUAUGUGAAUUCCUAUCUUCAGGUUCAAUUAUUAACCAACCUAUGAUCUUGUGAUGGUUUACCUUUGGUUCCGUUUUUCUUUUCUUUCAGGCCAAAGUCUAUAAAACUUGACCGAUUGACUGCUGACCCAACAACAUUUUUUUACUGAUGUAGUUUAUUAAAUACCCAUCUCUUUUUAAUAUUUUCCCUCUAUGUGGCUGGCAGCGGUCCCAAAUUCCCUAAGUUUGCGCCCACAAACUCAUCUUCGGAAAGCUAUUAGAACCUUAUGAAUUACUAAUAUUUAACAAGUGUGACACCAGAUAUGAAAGGAGGGAUAAAAAAUACUAAUUUUUGUUUAUAAACAGCAAAGAAGAUUUGUUAUUCUGGCUGACAUUCAUUUUAAAAACGUGUUUUUUAGAUACGAUAAUUGUUCGUUUUAAAUUUAGGUUAUUAAAACCUUACUUUCCUUAUGAACGGAUUUUUGAUAGUAUACUUACAACAUAUUUUAUAAAAUAACUAUUUGCCAGCAACCUGACAGAAACAGGAAGAUCAUCGUGUGAUCUUUUGAGAUGACAGUAGUUUGGUAACAGGUUUUUUCUUUCACAUGCAUCAGGUUCUUUAAAACAUACAUACUUGGCACAGUUAAUAACUGCAAGUUCACAAAUGCAUUCACACAGUUUUCCUUGUAGCACAGUCCAGAGACCACCCUGACUGCCUUUCUUUGAAAAUUCUUUGUGAUUGUGCAAAUUACCCCCAUGCAAGAGUAGUAUGUGAAAGUCUACAGUGAAACAGGCCAAAGUAUGCUGCUCUUAGUGUGCUCAGAGACACAAAAUUUUCCAAGUUCCCCAACUGUUAAUGUGCAUAUCUCAAAAUAGCCUAGAAUCAAUAUGAAUUCCCAGAAACUUAAUACCUGAUGAAAAACUUUCACUGACCAUGUCAUUGAAAUUUAUUUUCUCAACAUUCAAAUGCAAUCUUUCAACGGCAAACAACCAGUACUUAGCCCUCUACUGUAACCUCGAUAAAACUUCCAUAGCAUCUUCUGUAAUAGACGAAUUAAAACGUGACCAAUCUGAUUUCUCAUUUUCUCCUAUUUUUAUGGUCAAACAUCUUUGAUUUAAUAAGAAGAUAUUUGAGGGGGUCAGAAGCCAAGGGGUCCAAGUACCAAAACGUAAAUAUUGAGAAAUUUCAAUUUUAAAUAUUUUUACUUAUUAAAAAAUCUAGAACCCUAAAAUUCAUGAGUUAUGUGUUGCAAAUUUUUUGUUUUGCUUAUACUUAUAAUUUAGGAUGGAUUUUGAAAAUGUUUGGGCUUUAUUUUAUUCACAGGGCCGUACUAUGGUACACGGGUGUUGUAACAAUUUUGAAAAAAUGCCACAUAAUCAUUUAUUUUUGUAGAUAGGUAACUCGAUAGGUAAUAAAAAUUCUCAAAUAAUAGAAUAGACUUUAAUAAAAAAUAGUUACAGAAGGUUUUGUAUUAAUAUUAAUCAUCAUCCGAUUCAACCAUGUCACCGAGAGUAUAAUCUUCAUCGUUUCGCCCGUUUGUUUGAUGGCCUGCAUUCAACGUCUGUCCUGGAUUCAACGACUUAUAGAAAUCAUGGUGUAUUGGUGGUACAUAUGGUAGAAGCUGCAUCAAGUUAUUGAAUUUUGCUAAUUUUAUUUUUGGAGGACUGUCGUAUAGAGUAGGUAGAAGAAUUUUUGAAGGUCUACCACGUAAGGCAGUUUUUUUAGAAAGAUCCAUUUCUUCAAAAGGAAAAUCACUAUUAGAAAACUUUUUUAUAAAAAAGUUUCAUUGGAUACUUUUUUUUGAAAUGUAGCCAUUGCAUUUUACUUAUUCCUGUAAGAUUUGAUUUCAUGAUGUUGUCCAUGGGAGAUAUAGAUUUAAAAUCCUCCCAUUGAAUUGAAACCCAAAUAAUUGGGUUGAAAUUAACCCAAUCAUCGGGAGUAAAAACGUGAGUUAGCCGUCUCUUUGCUUUUUCAAUAAUGGCAAAAUCUUUUGCAUUUCAUAAAGGAAUGUCCCGAAACCAAAAAACGGUGGUCAACACUUUCAAUAUGUGUAAAUUGCACAAUAUACAUCCAAAAUUUUAUUAUGUUCUUGUUUUGACCACCACAGUUAUCACUGAAUGCAUCGAUGUGGGUCACUGUUUUUGGCAAACUUUCAAUAUACUUCAGCAAACAUGACAUGACUUCUUGAGAACCUUUCGACCCUUCACCUUCAUGCCACAUGUACAUAUUACCAAUUCCGGAUGAUAAAUCGUGGAUUCCUAGAUUGUAAGUCCAUAGCUGGCGCAAAUAAUAUACUUUGCUGCAUGCCAAAUGCGGAGUGGGUAAGGUUUUUUGUAGAUCAAAACAAAUAGCACGUUUUUCUGGACACUGUCUUGCUGAUUCCUUGGCGGCGUUUUUUAAAUUUUUGGCUGCUUCAGCUUGACGUAGAUGACGAUGAUGUUCUCUGGCAACGCGGGAGCCCUCUUCAGAUUCUGGAUCACAAGAAUUUUUCUGAGUAAUAAACGUGUCACACUUUGUACAUGUGUCUGAAUAUGGUCGGUGAAAAGCUAAGUUGAAAUGGGUAUUAAAAAUGUCGCGGUAUUUGCUCAGCUUUAAUGGUCGGGCUUCUUUCUCGUGACAAAAUUCUUUGUAUAGCUUGUACAUUUUUGUUAUAUUUAACUCGGGAGACAAAUACUUGCGAUUCGGAUUGUCUUUUCUAGUAUAAUGACUCACAAAUUUUGGGAAUGAGUUUAUAUGUUGUUUUGCUAAGUUUAAAGACUCAUCGUCUAUUUUAUUGCUAGGGACAUGUCUUCCCCUUUGAUCCGUUUGGACGACUCCAGGCUCCUUCUUUUUUGGAGCAUUAUUUUGUAUGCAUGAUGCAAUAAAGGUGCUCUGUAGAUCCCAUCCAUUAGUUUUGUUUCCAAGAUUCCAAUAAUCAGUAAAAAUUGUGUUUCUAACUUCCUCCGUAAAAUUUUCUGUACACUUGUAUCUGCAUGUAUGGUCAUAAGCCUUAACAGAUCUUACAUGAUAUAGUUCAUGCUUGCGACCAACGUAUUCCUGGCCAUUGUUUCUUUGAAUUUUUGAACAAGUUCUUUUCCAUGUCGCAGUUUUACGAACCCUUUUUCUGGACUUCCCAUUCGCACCUUCAUUCAAGUUUUGCACUUCAGCAUCAUCGCCACCACUGCUACUUGGAACAUAAUCUUCAUCUAUAUCAGAGUUGUCGGAGAAUGGCUCUGAAAAAGAGUCAUUUUAUUAAAAUCUGUUGUAGGUAUUUAAAUAAUAACGAAAAAAAUGCAAUUAUUAUGAUUAUGUUCUUAGUUCCAUAUGAAUUUGUAACGCUAUAAUGAAAAGAAAACUCGAUUUGUAUUAUCAUAACCUUAAAAAAUUGAUAUCAUAAAAUAUGUACCUUCAUUUUUAUUUUAAAUAGACAUUUUUCUUGCUAUAAUAACUACUUACCUCUUUCAUCGUCUGAUGUAAGCAUUUUGAAAUUAAAAAUGCACUUCGAUCACGAUUUUACUACGACAACUGACACUGACAAAAUCGUUAGUAAUCAACAGAAUAUAACAGUUUCCUUGGCUGCAAAUGGAUCCAAGUAUACUUGGACCCGUUUAGCUCUAAACAACUGUUAAGAUAUGGUAAGUAGUAUAUUUUCUUAUUGAUAGAUGGAGCCAUUAAGACUUGUUUUAUGCUUGGAUCUCUUUGCCACCAAGUAAAUGUAUAUCGUGCACUCGGAAGAAGAAGGUGACAUCUCAAAAUUACUCAUUUUUCAGGAGAGGCGUUUAAAGAUGUUGACUUUUUUGAUAUUAUUGUUAUUAUUUUUUAGGUCUUGAUAGGAUGAUAAUUUGUUUAACUUGUGUUACUGAUUUUUUGCCUCUAUUGAAUGGUAAUAUUAAUUUUUUGGUACUGCUCAAGAUUAGGGAGAAUUUGACAGAAGUAACCUUUUUGAAUAUAAAACAGGCAAAGCUUCUUCUUUAUUUCUUAUGGCAAAUAAGGGGUUUUUUGGCAGGCAAUGCUGAAAACUUCAACCAAAUUGAAAAAGAUGUCUGUAUCAAAACAUUAAUUACUUCAAGUAUUAAAACAAAAAGAAAAAAUUGAAUAUUUCACAAGAAUAUUUAAUCUUAGAAACAACAGCAUUGCAAAUUAAACUAUCUGUAUCAGAUAAACAACUAGCAUCUAUUAGAUUUAGUACAACAAAAAACAAGAAACUACUGAGUAUUUCCCAAAAUUAAUAAACCAAAAACCUAGCAUUUAUAGUAAGUAAAUACCUAUAUUACCCAUAAUAAUAAAAGGAACAAAAAACAUUUUCUUAAGUAGGUAACCAAAUUAAAACCUGGAUAAUGGCUUAAAAUUAUCUUUGUCAUAAACACUUAUAACAAGUUUUUUUUAAACUACGUAUAAAAAAAAAGACAAGAAUCCACUGCUAGAAUAAGCAAACUAAAAAAAUAAUUUAAAUGCAGAAUAAACUAGAAACAUUUACAAACGCUCAAAAAAACUCAAAUAAUACAUCGGCACACACUUCUUUUUUUUUAUUAGGUCUAUCAGGCCAUUCUUUUUAGUAUCUGAGAUACCAACUUUUGUUUUGUAAGCUGGCUGAAGAUUAAUAACUUGCUUUGGUUCUUGGCUUCUACGAUUUUUAAUAUUAAUUUGAACUUGUCUAAAUUCUUCAUCGUAUGACGUCUUGUAGGACAAAGUUUCCAAAUUAUUCUUAUCUAAUUCAAAAACUUUAACAUCAGAAAAUCGAAAAUUUUUUGGGAAAUUGAUUUGCAGGUCGGACGCCAAAGCUUUAAAAUCUUUAACAUCUUGAUGGCAUAUUUCGUGUACAUUGUAUGGGGUGCCAGUUUUUUUAGCUCUGCGUAUGACAUGCAUACUGGUCGGGAACAUAAAUUGAAUUGGAUUUCUUAUAUCUUUUAAUUUCUCUGUCUAUAGUCGCAUGAACACUAUCCCCUUCAUUUUGAGAGUGUCCGGUUAUCAAAAACUUAUGUGUAAUGGUUUUUAUAUUAAAUGAUUUUAUUGCAAACAGGUAACUAGCCAGGACAAACUGAUUUUUGUUUUGGCCAGCGCAAUUAUCUGAGUAGAGGAUUAUUUUCAAUCCAUCUCCGGUAUCAGUAGUCUCACACAUUUUUUGAAAGAAAUCAAAAAUGCAAUUACCGAUUUCGUUCGCUCGCCUACGGGCUUCUGCUUCAUGCCAUAGAUAGCAGGUUCCUUCAUUACUCUUUAGGUCGUACAAAGUGAAAUUGAACACAUUUAGUUUGGAAACAUAAUAGAAGGAGGAUGCUUCUCCAACAGGACAUGGUAGUAUUGCUUGCAUAUCAUACUCCAUAACUUUUGUGAAUGGAUCUGCAUUAUUCUUAUCUGCGUCUUUCUCGAUUCUACUCAAAUCCUUCUCUCUUAUGUGUGUUUCAUAUGUUUCUUGCAUAGCUUGUUUCUCUUCUUCACUACCAUUGCUGUAUUGCAAACACAAUUCGCACUGAUCCCUUUUAGGUAAAUGGAAUGCAAUAUUAAACUCCUGAUUAAAGAUCUUGCAGUACAUUAAGUAGUUUGCAGCUGGUUUCUUUUGCUCUUCACAUAUUUUCUGGUAGUCGCGAUGAAGAUCUGCCAUUGUUCGACUUCCCUCUAUAUACUCCUUUUUUGUAUGAGAACGACAAUAGUGGCUCUCAAUACGUGGUCUGGACCGUAUGUGAUCUCUUAUAUCGUUCUUAAUAUUCUCAUCAACUUUAUAAUGAUUUUCAUGCUUCCCUCGUCUGUCGAACUGUCACAGUGUUUUCGUUUCUUGAUCACAGUUUCAAUCACUUUAUUAUUAAUGUCUAGUGUUGAGAUGAAAAAACGUUUACACACCCUCAUAUUUAUGUUAUCUACAAUAAAAUAAUAUGCAUUAUUUGGUUUCUGUGGGUUUUCUACAUUACUGUAUUUAUAUUUUGGCUUAAUGGUUUGCAGAUUUGAAGAAAUAAACUCUCUUUUCUGUUCAACAGUCUGCAACUUCCAAUAAUCUUCAAAUAUUUUCAGCCUACUAUUCUCAGGUAUUUUCUCGAAACAUUUUAAUCUACAUUUAUUAUCACAUGGGGGCUUGAGUGAUCUAGCUGGGCGUUCUUUUUCUAUUUUUUCUUUGGUACCAUCUUCUCUUCUUAUAAUACUUGAAUAACUGUAGCUUUCACCUGCAUUUCUUAAUUUUUUGCUUACUUUCUUUUGCCAUAGUUCAGGAUUAAAUUUUCUUUUUUUAGCGGUUUUUUCAACUAAAGUAGGAUUUUUCACUUUUCUUUUCCUGUUUGCUCAACAGAUACUUCAUUUUCAAUAUCUGACUCGCCUUCUAAUUGGUAUGUAGGAUCACCUACGCUGUCAUCGCUUCCAAAAGGAUCUGACUUGGACGAAGAACUGGAUGACGACGAUGUACUAGACGAGGAUGAUGAGUUACUCGAUGAUGAUGUUGAACGCUUACGACUUCCAUUCUGUGGUAUGGUAUUUUGUAAUAUUUCAGUACUGGAUUCACCAGCGACACUAGUGACAUGGUUAUUCGAGAUGCCUCUAUCAAAUUCUUGAAAUUCAGAGGAAUAGUUUCCUAAAAAAUAUGAUCAGAUAGUUAAAAACAUAAAUUAUAGUUAGGGUGAAAAGAAAAAACUUGAAGUCUCCCUCCACUAUUUAUUUAAAUUCCUAAUCACAGAUUAAGAAGUGCGCAACAUGUUUCAAAUGUAGAUACAUUCAUCUUCAGGGGCCAGCAAAGGAAAGAGUUUACAGUCACGCACGACUGCUCACAUGUAGCAGCCAAGGGCUUAAGAAACUUGUGUAAAGAAAUUCAUCAUGGAUAUACUUCAGCAGGUUAUUAGAAAUUUAGUAGGGAGGAUUUUUUUUUGUUAAAACAUGUGAAGUAAAAGUUAAAGUUAAGACAGUUUAAAAGUUUUGGACGUUACAUGUAAGAGAAGACCUCAAUUACAUUUACAUGUAACGUCCAGAACUUUUAAACUGUAACUUUAACUUCCACUUCACAAUGUUUCAAUAAAAAAAAAUGUCUCCCUACUAAAUUUCUAAUAACCUGCUGAAGUAUAUCCAUGAUGAAUUUCUUUACACAAGUUUCUUAAGCCCUUGGCUUGACAAAACAGAAAAAAACUUAACGUAGUUUGUUUAUCUGUAACCAGCUUGUAAAUAAGACAGUAAUAUUUGUAAAUGAUAUGUAAGAAACGGUUUAAAAUUUAUUGAAAAGAAAGUUACAAAACAUAAAAACAUCAUUCAUAAUAGUUUGUAGAAAAGGGUUAUAAUUAGAUAUAUCACUUUAUUGCAUGAACAUUUUCUAAAAAUUAAAGUAAUAUUUCGGCUUGUCACCUUAUUGAAUAUAAAUAAAUCCAUGAAAUAUUACUUACCUAAGCAUACAGAGAGUUAUAUAUCUAAAUGUAUCACUUUUUGUAAACAACAAAUAUCUUUGGUCAUGAGACAACUCGAAAUAUCACCUUUAUUCAGAAAAUUCGCGAUGCACUCUCCUCGAAAGGCCCAGUUAAACUGAGAUAUCACCAUCUUCUCAAUACGUUCUGCGUGCAAAUGCCGAAUUCGGUAAAGAGACAACACGCCAUCUCUCGGUCAGUGAGUAUAGCUCACGUGUAACUCUUUUUCCCAUGAAAUAAUACAAUUAUUUUAAAUCGUUUUCUGUAAACAACUCAAUUUGGCCAAAUUUUGAGAUGUCACCUUCUUCUUCCGGAUGCACGAUAUAUUAAGUUUUGAUUUCUGCACUUAACUCGAUAUUGAAAAAAACUCGACUUGGACCCCUUGGCUUCUGACCCUUUCAUUUAAUGUUUCGAAAUCCCCAACAGUCUUAGUCUAUUGCCAUUAGACAUUAUUGGUGUAGGCUAGUUUUAAAGACUUCCUUUCACUUCAAAUUCAAAAUAACUUUUAAGAAAAUAUUAUCUUUUUUUUUAUCUUGAACCCUGAUAAGGAUGCAGAAAGAUACCGAAACGCAGGCAAUAAAAAAACCACUCUCAAAACCGCUAUUUGCUAAAAAAGAUGCCCAUAGUUUUAUUACCCAAAGAAGGAAUAUGAAAAAAUCUAAGGAUAAAAAACUAUGGACAGCAGUUCAUAUUUUAACUCUUGAUUUAACCUUAAGGCAUGUAUAAGAAAUAACUGAAAUCUUCACAAAAUCAAAAAAAACUAUGAUUGCCCUAGUGCCCUUCAAAACUUAAUAAAUAGAAAAUUUUAGUAUUCAAGUGCUUGGAAAGAAAAGGAACAUCUAAGCAUAUAUAAACUGAAUUAUGUAAUUUUAGUAUAGUCGAAUAAAACAAACAUUUUAAGAGAAAUAUUCCUGUGCCUUAAAUUAAAAACUAAACUUUGCGCCAUUGCUUAAGUAUACCCCGUAGUGCUUGCCAAAGUCCGGCAAUGUGUAUUAAUGGUGCUUUAGAAUCUCUUUGCAAUCGUGAAUGUUUCACCUCUUAGUAACCUAACAAGUAUUAAAAUAAGUAAGAUAUAAAAAAAUUAGGUGCUUUAACAAUGUAUGGUAUUGAAUAGCAUACAAAUACGUAUACACCAUAUAUUUAAGCUUAAAAGUUAUUGUACUAAUUUAUUACUGUGAUAAACGUUAAGUAAUUUGUAUAUAAAGUUGAUUUUUUGAAUAAUGUCAUAUUUUUUUAAAGAUAAGGUUAAUAAUUGGGUUUUGAUUUAUUAUUGUAAAACAAUGGAUUCAGUAGAUUUAAUGACUUGACAUUGGAUUUAAUCAUCAUGUACACGGGUGAUCUUGGAACGCCCUGUACAUUUUUUUAAAAUAAUAAAACAUUGGAGCAAUAAUAUAAUCUGGUAUCUUGCCUUAAAGAUAAGUUCAGACGUAUUUGCAUUAAAAUUAUAUUAUAUAGUGCGACACGGCUUGUUGUUUAUUUUGGUUUGUAAAGUUCAAAUUUGUUUGCUCAAAGCGAAUUUGCUACACCAUUGGCGUCGAGUAACGUUAAUUAUAGUCACCGUUAAUUUCGAUUAAUAGCUAACCGUAACAUUCCUUUAUGUUUUCUAUUAUAAUAGUAUUAUUAUUUUGAUAUUUUUUUCUAUAUAAUUGAAUUAAUUUUGUAUAAAUUUAUUGGAAAAAAUAAGAUUAUUUUUUAUUUGGAAA
Molecule: messenger RNA, 18018 nt
Organism: Anthonomus grandis grandis
Lineage: Eukaryota; Metazoa; Arthropoda; Insecta; Coleoptera; Curculionidae
Gene: LIMK1
Product: LIM domain kinase 1
Exons: 16
Coding region: 155-3520 (1121 amino acids)
Biological process (GO): protein phosphorylation; actin cytoskeleton organization
Cellular component (GO): nucleus; cytoplasm
Molecular function (GO): ATP binding; protein binding; protein serine/threonine kinase activity
Source: RefSeq, a predicted model, not a curated record